AUGGCAGGCGGAAUAGACAUGGCUCAUAAGAAAGCAGGCGGCAGCACUAACAACGGGCGAGACAGCAACCCAAAGCGGCUUGGCGUGAAGUGCUACGGUGGUCAGCGUGUAACUGGGGGCUCUAUUCUGGUGCGCCAGCGCGGUACCCGCAUCCGCCCCGGCACCAACGUCGGCUUGGGCCGUGACUACACCCUCUUCGCCAUGACCGAUGGCGAGGUCAAGUAUGAAUGGGCCGCCAAGGGCCGCCGCCGCGUCAGCGUCUACCCGCUGAACCAAGCCUGA
Messenger RNA from Geodia barretti, 282 nucleotides. Lineage: Eukaryota; Metazoa; Porifera; Demospongiae; Tetractinellida; Geodiidae. The record is from the annotation of a GenBank genome assembly.